Cylicostephanus goldi is the source of this 804-nucleotide messenger RNA. Lineage: Eukaryota; Metazoa; Nematoda; Chromadorea; Rhabditida; Strongylidae. The record is from the annotation of a GenBank genome assembly.
AUGAGACGGACGGCUUCAAAUCGUUCGUUAGCCUCUGUGACUUUGUCCAAUGCCUCGACAUCAUCCGUUCUCAAGUCAGAAAUGGUCACGAAUCCCUACCCAUUGAAGGAUCGCUUACCGUUUGUGGUCAUAUCCGAUCAUCCAAUGGCUGCUUGGUUGGAAGGAUUGAAGGGUGUCUAUAAGGAGAAGGACGAGCGAAUAAAGAAGCUCCCGAUGCUACUCAAGGAUGCUGUACAAAAUCACGUCAAGGUCCGCUCUCUGAAGACGUUUCAAGAACAGUUUGCACGGUUUAAGUCACGGAUUAGCGUUGCCAGAGCUGUAACGAAAGCUCCACAGAAGCGAUUACCAGCAAAAGUGGAUGAGGAUGACAAACAUGUGCGACAACUGCGACGACCAUUCAUCAAAUGGCAAGAUAAUCAAAAGCGAUAUGCGCCGUCCUACAAGGAAUGCCCGACGUCACGAUGGACAACUGUGUAUUUCGGACCUGAUGCUGGAAACUGUGUGUUUCGACGAGUAACAGCUGAACAGUUGGAGAAGAGGUGUCCAAAUCUUCCAAUGCUUUCAUCACAAAAUGAGGCCGCCAUCUCUCCCGAGAACUCCGAUCCACCUAGUUCUUCUGGAAGGGAAAGGGAGGAAAAAAGGAGCGGAAAGUCUGGGAAAGAUACUUUCAAGCAAAACAAAACCGUAAGGACGCCUACAAACAAAUUCUGCGAUCUUUGCGGGAAAGCUUUUGAGGAUAUGGAGCAGGUAACCUUCUAUUAUUACUAUUUUCGUUAUAUGCUCAUUAUUGUCUCCUUCUCCUAA